Pan troglodytes (chimpanzee) is the source of this 2714-nucleotide messenger RNA. Its product is annotated as far upstream element-binding protein 2. NCBI's taxonomy places the organism in Eukaryota, Metazoa, Chordata, Mammalia, Primates, Hominidae. The record is from RefSeq and is a predicted model, not a curated record. Gene Ontology annotation, molecular function: RNA binding. Gene Ontology annotation, biological process: regulation of DNA-templated transcription. The transcript has a single exon. Bases 93 to 2228 code for a protein of 711 amino acids.
GUGGAGCGAGGCCUUGUUCCCGCGUUGAGCCGCCGCCGCCGCCGCCGCCUCCUCAGCUUCAGCCUCCGCGCCAGGCCCGGCCCCGCCGCGCCAUGUCGUACUACAGCACGGGAGGACCCCCGCCCGGGCCGCCGCCGCCCGCCGGCGGGGGCGGGGGAGCCGGAGGCGCCGGGGGAGGCCCUCCGCCGGGCCCGCCAGGCGCGGGGGACCGGGGCGGCGGCGGUCCCGGCGGCGGCGGCCCGGGCGGGGGGUCGGCCGGGGGCCCCUCUCAGCCACCCGGCGGAGGCGGCCCGGGAAUCCGCAAGGACGCCUUCGCCGACGCCGUGCAGCGGGCCCGCCAGAUUGCAGCCAAAAUUGGAGGCGAUGCUGCCACGACAGUGAAUAACAGCACUCCUGAUUUUGGUUUUGGGGGCCAAAAGAGACAGUUGGAAGAUGGAGAUCAACCGGAGAGCAAGAAGCUGGCCUCCCAGGGAGACUCAAUCAGUUCUCAACUUGGACCCAUCCAUCCUCCCCCAAGGACUUCAAUGACAGAAGAGUACAGGGUCCCAGACGGCAUGGUGGGCCUGAUCAUUGGCAGAGGAGGUGAACAAAUUAACAAAAUCCAACAGGAUUCAGGCUGCAAAGUACAGAUUUCUCCAGACAGCGGUGGCCUACCCGAGCGCAGUGUGUCCUUGACAGGAGCCCCAGAAUCUGUCCAGAAAGCCAAGAUGAUGCUGGACGACAUUGUGUCUCGGGGUCGUGGGGGCCCCCCAGGACAGUUCCACGACAACGCCAACGGGGGCCAGAACGGCACCGUGCAGGAGAUCAUGAUCCCCGCGGGCAAGGCCGGCCUGGUCAUUGGCAAGGGCGGGGAGACCAUUAAGCAGCUGCAGGAACGCGCUGGAGUGAAGAUGAUCUUAAUUCAGGACGGAUCUCAGAAUACGAAUGUGGACAAACCUCUCCGCAUCAUUGGGGAUCCUUACAAAGUGCAGCAAGCCUGUGAGAUGGUGAUGGACAUCCUCCGGGAACGUGACCAAGGCGGCUUUGGGGACCGGAAUGAGUACGGAUCUCGGAUUGGCGGAGGCAUCGAUGUGCCAGUGCCCAGGCAUUCUGUUGGCGUGGUCAUUGGCCGGAGUGGAGAGAUGAUCAAGAAGAUCCAGAAUGAUGCUGGCGUGCGGAUACAGUUCAAGCAAGAUGACGGGACAGGGCCGGAGAAGAUUGCUCAUAUAAUGGGGCCCCCAGACAGGUGCGAGCACGCAGCCCGGAUCAUCAACGACCUCCUCCAGAGCCUCAGGAGUGGUCCCCCAGGUCCUCCAGGGGGUCCAGGCAUGCCCCCGGGGGGCCGAGGCCGAGGAAGAGGCCAAGGCAAUUGGGGUCCCCCUGGCGGGGAGAUGACCUUCUCCAUCCCCACUCACAAGUGUGGGCUGGUCAUCGGCCGAGGUGGCGAGAAUGUGAAAGCCAUAAACCAGCAGACGGGAGCCUUCGUAGAGAUCUCCCGGCAGCUGCCACCCAACGGGGACCCCAACUUCAAGUUAUUCAUCAUCCGGGGUUCACCCCAGCAGAUUGACCACGCCAAGCAGCUUAUCGAGGAAAAGAUCGAGGGUCCUCUCUGCCCAGUUGGACCAGGCCCAGGUGGCCCAGGCCCUGCUGGCCCAAUGGGGCCCUUCAAUCCUGGGCCCUUCAACCAGGGGCCACCCGGGGCUCCCCCCCAUGCCGGGGGGCCCCCUCCUCACCAGUACCCACCCCAGGGCUGGGGCAAUACCUACCCCCAGUGGCAGCCGCCUGCUCCUCAUGACCCAAGCAAAGCAGCUGCAGCGGCCGCGGACCCCAACGCCGCGUGGGCCGCCUACUACUCACACUACUACCAGCAGCCCCCGGGCCCCGUCCCCGGCCCCGCACCGGCCCCUGCGGCCCCACCGGCUCAGGGUGAGCCCCCUCAGCCCCCACCCACCGGCCAGUCGGACUACACUAAGGCCUGGGAAGAGUAUUACAAAAAGAUCGGCCAGCAGCCCCAGCAGCCCGGAGCGCCCCCACAGCAGGACUACACGAAGGCUUGGGAGGAGUACUACAAGAAGCAAGCGCAAGUGGCCACCGGAGGGGGUCCAGGAGCUCCCCCAGGCUCCCAGCCAGACUACAGUGCCGCCUGGGCGGAAUAUUACAGACAGCAGGCCGCUUACUACGGACAGACCCCAGGUCCUGGCGGCCCCCAGCCGCCGCCCACGCAGCAGGGACAGCAGCAGGCUCAAUGAAUCGAAUGAAUGUGAACUUCUUCAUCUGUGAAAAAUCUUUAUUUUUUUUUCCAUUUUGUUCUGUUUGGGGGCUUCUGUUUUGUUUGGCGAGAGAGCGAUGGCUGCCGUGGGGAGUACUGGGGAGCCCUCGCGGCAAGCGGGUUGGGGGGGACUUGGGGGCAUGCCGGGCCCUCACUCUCUCGCCUGUUCUGUGUCUCACAUGCUUUUUCUUUCAAAAUUGGGAUCCUUCCAUGUUGAGCCAGCCAGAGAAGAUAGCGAGAUCUAAAUCUCUGCCAAAAAAAAAAAACUUAAAAAUUAAAAACACAAAGAGCAAAGCAGAACUUAUAAAAUUAUAUAUAUAUAUAUUAAAAAGUCUCUAUUCUUCACCCCCCAGCCUUCCUGAACCUGCCUCUCUGAGGAUAAAGCAAUUCAUUUUCUCCCACCCUCGGCCCUCUUCUUGUUUUUAAAAUAAACUUUUAAAAAGGAAAAAAAAAUAAAAUAAAAUAA